Messenger RNA from Ostreococcus lucimarinus CCE9901, 927 nucleotides. RefSeq lists its product with no specific name. NCBI's taxonomy places the organism in Eukaryota, Viridiplantae, Chlorophyta, Mamiellophyceae, Mamiellales, Bathycoccaceae. The annotation marks the transcript as partial. The transcript has 2 exons. The record is from RefSeq and is a predicted model, not a curated record.
GCGACGGUGGACGAGGACGCGCCGAAGUACCAAUUGAUCACGUUCUUUCGAUUCGCCGCGAUCGAGGACCCGGUGGCGGAGGUGGAGCGGCAUCGCGCGCACAUCGAGCGACGGGGCUGGGAACUGCGAGGACGGAUAUACGUCAACGAGCAAGGCAUUAACGCACAGAUGUCUGGACGAGGGCGAGAGGGAGAGGAGUACGCGCAAUGGGUCGAGAGCGACGCGCGAUUCGCUGGGAUGCGGAUAUCGGUGUAUCCGAUGGAUGCUCAGGCGCACCCGAGACUGGCGUUGCGAUACAAACCCAACUUGGUGCAACUCGAGGGAGGGACGAAUCAUUUACCGUUGACCGAUCGAGAGAAGCGCGCGAAGCCAAACGGGUACGAGUGGGACGUCGGACAUUUUCGCGGCGCCGAGAGACCGGUGCAAGAGUCUUUCAGGGAAACCGUCUAUACGAACGUGCAAGACGGCUUAGGACCGCUGGCAAACGUGGAUAAAGAAAAGCCGAUCAUGAUGUACUGCACAGGUGGCAUCCGAUGCGACGUGUAUUCUACAGUAUUGCGAGAGCAAGGGUACAAGAACGUGAUGACGCUCGAGGGCGGCGUGCAGGCGUACUUUGAUGAGUACGGCAAGCGCGAUGAUCAACUUUGGGAUAACCAUUUGUUUGUGUUCGACAGUCGACUCGCAAUGGCCCCUGAUGGACGUCCGAGCGCCGAGCUAGGCGAAGCAGCGGCGACUUUGCGAUGUUACUGCUGUGGCGACAGUUCGGCGCCACCGCCGCACCGCAACUGCCCCAACGUCGAUUGCAAUAGGCUCUUCCUCGUGUGCAGUAAAUGCACCGAUAAGCUCGAUGGAUUUUGUUGCGAAGAAUGCACGAAAUCCGCGCACGUUCGACCGCAACUCGUCGUCCCUGGACGAUAUGAAAAGUAU